Messenger RNA from Tilletiaria anomala UBC 951, 1400 nucleotides. RefSeq lists its product as uncharacterized. The transcript has 4 exons. Gene Ontology annotation, molecular function: carboxylic ester hydrolase activity; palmitoyl-(protein) hydrolase activity. NCBI's taxonomy places the organism in Eukaryota, Fungi, Basidiomycota, Exobasidiomycetes, Georgefischeriales, Tilletiariaceae. The coding region runs from base 219 to 1256 and encodes 345 amino acids. Gene Ontology annotation, cellular component: cytoplasm. Gene Ontology annotation, biological process: protein depalmitoylation. The record is from RefSeq and is a predicted model, not a curated record.
CCCGUGCACCCCACCCCCACUGCCCACCCUCGCCCCCCAUCACGUGACUUAGCUUUUUGCCUGUCUCUCUGCAACACAGCCUCGAGAUCGUAUGUAGCAUCGCAUUGGGUUGGACAGCCGCUUCGAGCGAAACCUCUCGCCGGCCUGCGACCCUGUUUCAGGGUCACAUUCACAUGCGCACACGCCGCACGCUUCGCCAGCCCAUCGCCACGUAGCACAUGACCCUGUCGCCGCCAACGGCACACACUCACCGCAGCACGGCCCUCUUCGUCUUUGUCGCCGCCAUCACCGCCAUAGGUGCCGCCGCUGUCCUUGCUGUGCGAGGCGGUGUGCCGCUCCUCCCUUUCUCCUGCUUGCCGUUUUUCCCGGCCUUAUCGCUCGGAACGAGCCAAUUAACACACACUACUGUCCCCACUCUCGAGAAAAGGCCUUUUCCCUCCGACACCUCCGCGAACACCAUGGCCGCGGCCGCGCCUUUGCUCAAAACGCUCGUCGUGCCCCCUGCGUCGGGCGCAGCACCGACGGCAAGCGUCAUCUUUGCCCACGGCUUGGGCGACUCGGGCGCAGGCUGGAUCGAUGUGGCACGCAUGCUGUCCGAACGUCCGCGCCUCCGUCACGUCCGCUUCGUCCUGCCCAAUGCACCCGUCCAGCCCGUCACACUCAACAUGGGCAUGAAGAUGCCGUCAUGGUUUGAUAUCACCUCCCUGGAAGACGUGAGCCACGCGGAAGACGAAGCGGGGCUCCUCAGGUCAAGCGAAGCGAUCAAGGCACUCGUGCACGCUGAGCAUGCAUCUUCGCCUUCGUCCAUACCGUAUGAGCGCAUCGUCGUCGGCGGAUUCUCGCAGGGCGGCGCAAUCUCCUACCUGGCGGGCCUCUCGUCGUACGCGCAGGAGAAGCGGCCCCUGGCGGGCAUCAUGGCGCUGAGCACGUGGUGCCCGCUUCGCAAGCAUGUGUCCGCCUGGUUCCAAGCGCACGAGAAGCAAGCAGAAGCAGCAGCAGCACAGUCUGCUCCGCUACCAGUCUUCAUAGCGCACGGCACCGCCGACCCAGUCGUGCGUUUCUCGUUCGGCGAGCGCAGCGCCGAGCUCCUAAAGGAAGGCCUCGGCCUUGGCGGCUUCCGCCAGAUCAGCGAUGGCGCGCACAAGGGCCAGCACACCGGCGUUAAGUUCGAGAAAUACAGAGGCAUGCCCCACUCGGCUUGCCCUGAGGAGAUCGAGCAUAUGGGCCUUUGGCUGGAGAAUGUCAUUGCAGAGUAGCCCUGAUUGGACAGUGAAGAAAUGGCACGAGAAAUGCAAUUCAGGAGCAGCCGCCCUCUCGCACUGUUGAAACGCGAACAGCCCUUCGAAUGCACAUUCUUGUCUUUCAUCCUCUUGAGACUCGGACAUCAACAUAUAGCGUGG